Messenger RNA from Camelina sativa (false flax), 1099 nucleotides. RefSeq names its product OVARIAN TUMOR DOMAIN-containing deubiquitinating enzyme 2-like. Gene Ontology annotation, molecular function: cysteine-type deubiquitinase activity. Gene Ontology annotation, biological process: endoplasmic reticulum unfolded protein response; protein deubiquitination; ERAD pathway. Gene Ontology annotation, cellular component: nucleus; cytosol. The record is from RefSeq and is a predicted model, not a curated record. Lineage: Eukaryota; Viridiplantae; Streptophyta; Magnoliopsida; Brassicales; Brassicaceae.
UCUUCCUUCCUUUCUUCCUUCCUUAGUUAUCGAACUGACCCCAUGAAAAUGCCCACCACACGUCACGUCUUUAUGCUUCUUUCGGUGGUGGAUCCAAUUUUUUUUUUUAUUAAAAACCAUUCCUUUCUUUAAAAUCUUUUAGUUCUUUCCCUUCUUUCUUCAACCAACUCUGUUUUUUUUGGUGCUUUCAUUGCGUUUGGUGUUUAAUCUUCAUCUGGGUAGAUAGUUUGAGGUUAUUAACAUGGAAGGAAUCAUUGUGAGAAGAGUUAUUCCAUCUGACAACAGUUGUCUCUUCAACGCAAUUGGCUAUGUCAUGGACAAGGACCAAAAAAAAGCUCCUGAGCUGAGACAGGUGAUAGCAACCGCAGUUGCAAGCAACAAGGAGAAAUAUAACGAAGCAUUUCUAGGGAAGCAAAACGAAGAAUAUUGUGCUUGGAUUCUCAAUCCGGAGAAGUGGGGAGGUGCGAUUGAGCUUUCUAUAUUAGCAGAUUAUUAUGGUAGAGAAAUUGCAGCUUACGAUAUUCAAACUAGUCGGUGUGACUUGUAUGGACAGACGAGAAACUACAAUGAAAGAGUUAUGCUGAUCUACGAUGGUCUUCACUAUGAUGCUCUCGCUUUGUCUCCAUUUGAAGGAGCUGAGGAAGAUUUCGAUAUGACUAUAUUUCCAGUUGGUAAAGAUAGAUCCAUCGGGUCAAUCGAAGGGCUUGUUGUAAAUCUAGUAAAGGAUCAACAAAGGAAAAGGAGCUACACAGAUACUGCAAACUUCACUCUGCGUUGUGGUGUAUGCCAAAUUGGAGUUAUUGGACAAAAGGAAGCUGUGGAGCAUGCUCAAGCAACUGGUCAUGUUAACUUUCAAGAAUACAAAUAAGAGAGUGAUUGUUUUGAUUCUUUCAUACAAAUCCAAGAAAGGGAAAAAGUAUAUUACAAAAAAAUGAUGUGCUGUGCUUAAUUUGUUUUUUCUGUUGUCGACAAUUCAAAUCCAGUCUGUUGUACAAUUAUCUUACGUUGUCUUCUUUCUUUGUUUACAUCCUCUCUAAGAGGACAAUUGUUGUCUCACCGAUAGUGUCAUGAAAAUUUGAAAACGAAUAUUUCCACUAUA